This is a messenger RNA of Medioppia subpectinata, 1863 nucleotides long. NCBI's taxonomy places the organism in Eukaryota, Metazoa, Arthropoda, Arachnida, Sarcoptiformes, Oppiidae. The record is from the annotation of a GenBank genome assembly.
AUGGCGAUAUCCAUAUAUUGUUCGUACGGCUCGUCGUUUGCCAUCACAUCCGACGGACAUGUGUUCAGUUGGGGCGACAAUAGAGGCCAUGAAUUGGGACACAAUAUAACCGAUUAUAAAAUAUUUAAACCGCAAUUAAUAUCAAAUUUAAAUGAUCCAAUCAAAAUUCAUCGACCGUGGAUUCGGACUAAUGCAAUGUAUAGUGGUCAUUAUGAAUUGGAGGCUCAAGGAAAUUCAGAACACAUACCCAAGCAAAAAAAGGAGAUCACAAUAGUAUUGUUGGGACAGUUAGGUGUAGGAAAGUCCACAUUUAUUAACGCAUUUGUAAACUACAUGUCGUUUGAGAGUAUGGAUGCGGCCGAUGGACAGCCAAUAUGUUUAAUACCCGCAAACUUUACAAUUUGUUACCCACAGACUAGAAGACCAGUGAAUAUAACAUUCGGUGAACCGGAUAUCAAUGAAAAUUCAGAUGACCCGGCACAAUCUGCCACACAAUAUCCCAAAUGCUAUAAAUUUCAAAACGAUAACUUUGUGCUUAACAUAAUCGAUACCCCGGGUAUUGCUGAUACGGAUGGCGUGGAGCGAGAUAAUGAAAAUAUGCAAAAUAUAUUGGAUUUUAUUAGCAAUUAUCGGGAAAUCAACGCCUUUUGUGUUCUAUUAAAGCCAAACAAUGCGAGAGUUGAUUCAUUUCGAUAUCUCGUGGCUUCGGUUCCGCCAAAUAAUAUACAGUCUGUAGAGGAAUGUCAACGUUUUUUUGAUUACAUAAAACAAUUGCCGGCACACAAAGUGAUGGACACACUAUCGGUAAACGAAACCAAACAAAUCAUUCAAUUAUUAACCAAACCGUUGGCCGACAUCACGAAGAAUAUCGCGGAUAACAUUAAUCAGUGCCAAAGACAUAGCGUUGAGAUCAACGAGUUUUCGGGAACUAUUGAAGAACUUCGCAAUAAACUAUACAUACCAUCCGUUGAGAUAAUAACCAAACCAUUAGACCGACCGAUGACUGUAUGCGGUGACGGCCGGUGUUGUAAACGGCAAACAAUCAAUGAUAUAACCGAGAUCAAUUACAAUACCCAAUGCCAUACACCAUGCUACUUAGACUUUAACGAUGGUAACAUUGUUGGCAAUAAAGGUUUUCUUCGGUGUAAAGCGUUCAAUAGAUACAGCGGCACAGAUCGUGAUCAUGUCAAGUCUAAACAAUUAAUUUCCCGGUCGCUAUCCGAUACGAUUAGAUCUAAAAUUACGGAAUCGACUAAUUGUAAAGAGUGUGGCCAUAAUUAUCAAACGCACCUGUAUCUGACCUACGAGAUCGAGUCUAAAAUCACCAAGGUCACUGACAUUGGCAUUGUAUCGGCCCAAUCGGCCGCUGAGGGCAAAGUGCUGCAAAUCCAAAGUCUAGACCAACGAAUUGCUGAUUUGAACGCCGAAAACGAGACAAUCGUAAAAUCGAUGUCAAAGUUUACCUGUUUUCUGAAAAACAAUGCGUUAACGACUGUAAACGAUGCGUUUGGAGACUAUGUCCGACACCUGAUAGCCAAUGAAAACCACGGAAGUUUUUGCGCGGAUAGUCAGACCCAAACCUCACGUCUCGAGCAGUUGUUAGACGAUUAUAAAUACGAAAAACAGCUUAUUUCUAAUUAUAUGCAAAACUCGAAUGGUAGCAAUAAUAUUACUGCCCAAAUAAUCAACGAUUGUGUGGAAAAAUUGUGCAAGCUCAAAUAUAAAGGUCCCGAUAUUCGCAAUAUGCUGGAAAUUCAGCGUCGAUUAAAGUCUCAACAUCACCUGUCACAUAAUGAGAUUGAAUAUAGACCACCAACAAACAGUGGCGUUCAAAAGUUCCUCAAUGCUACCAAGCCUAGUUGA